UAUGUGUAUAUCCCGACUCUAUUCCCUCUUCUGACGAGGAGAACUUCUGUGAACCACGACGCUGGCUUUGUUUUCGUCGUUAGGACAAAGGACGCCAUUAACAUAUUGAAAUGGUACGUUCUGUGCGCAUUGGAGAAGGACUGCAUGGCACCUCCUAGAGCGCAGCUGAAAUGUACUUUUAAGGACCCGUUCACGCACUACGCUGGGUGCCACAGAUAUGAUCAAUCCGUAAUAAAUCUUCUACUUGCGAAUUCCUUCGGAUACAAUUCCAAGAACUAUGUUAGCAUUCUGGGACCAGAAGGCGCCACUGUAAACCGUACCGCUUCGAACUCGUUAACACCAAAGGAUUUCUCAUGUAAUCUCACAGCUUAA
Molecule: messenger RNA, 372 nt
Organism: Ostertagia ostertagi
Lineage: Eukaryota; Metazoa; Nematoda; Chromadorea; Rhabditida; Trichostrongylidae
Source: the annotation of a GenBank genome assembly